CUUUCAACGACAAGUGCCCCUCUUGAUUAGUGUUAAUGCCGCUUCUUUCGAGUGAUGGAAUGUCGCAUUGGCGGCAUACUUUUUUCAUCCAAUUUCGACUCGGGCAAUCUAGCUCGUGUUGAAAAAGUUUCACGAUAUGUGGAUGAACCAUCAUCACUAGCACUCCAAUUGGACUUGAAACAACAACAACUAAUACAAAAAGGGAUUAAUAAAUUUAACAGUAACAUUAAUGGAAACCAUGCAAUAGCAGAAGUUCGAGCCGAUUACGAAUUCAGGAUAUGGAUUAGACCAGACUGCUCUGGAACUGCAUAUGUUAAUGGCAAUCGGACAUGGUUUUAUUUUUCCGUCAGAGGGUGCAGCCCUGGCAAAACUAUGCGGGUCACUAUAAUGAAUAUGAAUAAACAGUCAAAAAUAUAUAGUCAGGGUUUUUCCCCAAUUUAUCGCGUCUCCAAUCCUUCAGUAGCUCAAUCAGGAUGGCAACGUAUACGUGACAAACCAUUUUGGGAAAUAGUCAAUGGGCAAUUUCUUCUAACGUUUAUACAUCGAUUUCAAGAUCCACGUGGAAGUAUUACCUAUUUUGCAUUUUGUUAUCCAUGGACGUAUAGUGAAAUGCAAGUACAAUUAAACAAAUUAGAUAGUAUAUUUCAUUAUAAUAAAAAUGAAAACAUCAAAAUUGAUGAUGAGAGUUUCAGCAAUAAAUAUAAUAUAAUGAAGUUGAAUAAAAUAAAAAAUAAUGAUAAAUCUGAAAGUACUUGUGAAAAUGUAGCAAAUGUAGCAUUGAACAUAAAUAAUUCAACAAUUAUGAACAGUUCAAUUUCCAGUACUCUAACUUCAUCUAAUCCAUCUGCCUCACUUUCUUCGUCCUCCUCCUCAUCAUCACUUUCUUCCACAUUAUAUGAUUCAAAACGUUUAUCAGAAAAUGAUUUAUUCGACAAGAUUUAUUUUCAUAGAGAACUACUUUGUUAUAGUUUGGAAGGAAGAAGAAUUGAAUUAUUGACAAUAACUGAUUGGUCAGAAUGUACUUUUGUUGAAGAGGAUCGCUUUGAUCCAUUAUUAUUUCCUGAUGUAAAUAAACCAAGACCUUGGAAAUUUACAAAUAAAAAGGUUGUUGUUGUCAGUGCUCGUGUCCAUCCUGGUGAAACACCAUCAAGUCAUGUAUUUAAUGGAUUAUUGGAGUUUUUAUUACGUGUAAAUGAUCAACGGGCAUGUGAAUUACGUAAACAUUAUAUUUUUAAAUUAAUACCAAUGUUAAAUCCAGAUGGUGUUUUUCACGGUCACUAUAGAACAGAUACUCGUGGUGUCAAUUUAAAUCGGGUUUAUUUGAAACCUGAUUUUUUAUACUACCCAUCAAUUUACGCCGCUAAAGCUUUAAUUAUUUACUAUCAUACAAACUAUGGAACAUUAAAAUCGUAUGCACCAUUUUUAGAUGAUAUUUUUCGAAAGGAGUUAUUUACUUCGAAUAACUAUUUUGAAACAACCACCGAGAAUGCUACUAUUACCGAUGAAGAUAAUAAACCACAUAGUAAUGAUAAAUUAUCAUCUAGUCAAUCAAUGUUAUCAUGUGAAAUUACAAAACAGUCAAAAGAUGAAAUACCAUUUGAUUGUGAAACACAAGAACAACUGAUUGGAGAAAAUAAAAAUCAUACAAUCACUAUACAAGAUCAAGAAAAAGCAAAAUCAGAUCCUAAUUUUAUUAGUAAAAAUGCGUCGAUUAUGUUGGAACAACAAUUAAACAACCAAAAUGUCACACUGACAACAUCAUUCGCUUCUACUGCAUUAUCAUCACCAACCAUAUCAAAUCCACCGUCAAAAAUAGCAAUUGAUCAUUCAAAGAGGAAAGAUCUAUCUUCUAAGUCUGUAUCAUCCGUUGAACAUAGGAUUAUCAAUUCUGAUUCAAGAGAAACUAAUGACAACACAUUGGUAAUACAUCAAUUCAACUCUUCUAUUGCUGAUAUUGAUAAGAAUGCA
Messenger RNA from Schistosoma turkestanicum, 1968 nucleotides. The record is from the annotation of a GenBank genome assembly. NCBI's taxonomy places the organism in Eukaryota, Metazoa, Platyhelminthes, Trematoda, Strigeidida, Schistosomatidae.